AUUCCUUGGUGUAUUUUUAUUAAGAGAAUGGAUUGUACAGAAUAUACCAUUGGAUGUUCCUGCGAUUGAAGAAGAAGAGGAAGAGCAACAUCAACAACAAUUACCUCAAGAACCUGUUUUUCAUCCCAUGCUCGAACAACAAGAAGAGCAUGAACAGCAACAGCCUAGACAACCUAAUCCCCGAUUCGAUAGUUUAUUUGAUGUACAUUGGGACGAUGAUGAGAGACCUCCCUCUCCCAUCGCUAUGCAACAAGAGGAAACUUGGUAUGAAGGUGAAUCAUCCGUGUUUACCGAUAAUGGUGAUAAACCAACACGAUCUGCAUCUAUGCCGCCCACAUUUUCAAGCUCCUCUUCGUCGUCGUUUCAUUUUGAGGGGGACGAAGACGCAUUUCAUACGUUUAAUUUACGUGUAGGGGAACAAUCCGAUUACCGAAGAUCGGCUAGUAUGGAACCGUUUAUUGACACAUCCACUACACAUUAUCAAGCCACAUCACCGCAUCAACAGCAGCUCCAAGAGCCUGCUAUCAUUCACCGUGGUCAUCCUCCUCAUGCUCCUAGAAUGAGACAUGCCGAAGCUCCCGUACCUAUUCGACCCAUCCCGGAAGAAGAAGAAGAUGAACCUGUGAUUGCUCCAGUAGUAUUGGAACAAGAAGUAUUGGAUGGACGUAAUAAUAAUGAUAAUGAUGGCGGAGAAGAAGAAGAAGAGAAUGUAGAGGAAUUCGAAGGUGUAUUGGAAGCCAUUGGUAUGAAUGGCAGUAUAUGGUCACUCAUGCAAAACUCUGCAUUAAUGGGAUUAUUAAUUGCGCUUAGUUUGGGUGCUGCUGUAUGGAUACCAUAUCUGAUUGGCAUUUCCUUUAUUAUUACGGAAACGUUGGAUAUUAUACGAGUGCCAUUAAAAUUGACACGGUUGAUUACGGACCCUUUGAUUGACUUUUUGUUUAUGGUAUGUGCCGAUUAUAUUUGGCCAGUAUGUAUGGAACAGUAUGAACAUUAUGUUCAGCCCUUGGUGGCAUCGACAACAGUGUUUGAUAAAGUUGCGACUGCCUUUAAAACGGUGUUUGAAUACACCAAGGAUCAUGGACUCUUAUUUGCAGAUUCAUCUCAUACAACUCUUUCCGAUACAGUGAGUGCAGCAACAGAAGGAACAGCCGCUGAUACAAUGAUGGAUCAUGGUAUUCAGUACAUGACCAAAUUCAUUAAUGACACGGAACCUUAUUUGGAGCAAGCGUUUACGCGGUAUCAACAAUUGGCAACGGGACAGACUGCCAUGGACCGAUUUGCGUGUAUUGCCGUUGGAUACAUGGUGAUUAUCUCUUUGGGUGCGUGGUAUCUAUCACGGGCAACACGUACAAUGUCUACGGCCACUUUUGGCCGUACAGCCCAAGAAGCACUUCGGCAUCAAGGACUUAUUUUCAAGGUUGGCAUGUUUGUUACGAUUGAACUGGUCUUGUUUCCGAUUGUAUGCGGGUUUUUAUUGGACCUGUCUACAAUGCCAUUGUUUAAGCAAGCGAGUUUUGGAGGAAGAUUAGGGUAUUUAUCCUCUCAUCCGAUUUCAUCUGUAUUCUUGCAUUGGUUUUUGGGUACAGGCUUUAUGUUUUUGUUUGCGGUGCUUGUAACCAUCUGUAGAGAUAUUGUGCGUCCUGGUGUAAUGUGGUUUAUUCGAGAUCCAAAUGAUCCACAAUUUCAUCCGAUUCGAGAAAUUGUUGAACGACCGAUAUUGUUCCAGUUUAAAAAGAUUGGUGGUAGUGCCUUGAUUUAUUUGACCGUGAUCUUAGUGGGUGUAGGCGGACUUGUGCAUGUCAUUCAUUCUUUGAUUCCUGAUAUCUUGCCUUUGAGAUGGAGUUUAUCUAAUCCGUUAUCUGUGGUCCCCAUUGACUUGAUUGUAAUUCAGGUGGGUAUCCCAGCCAUUGUCAAAUACUUUCAACCCAAGCAAACGAUCAAGCGAUUAUUUAUAAAGUGGAUGACAUGGACAUCUCGACAAUUACGAUUAACCUCGUUUAUUUUUGGGGGAAGAAAACCCGCCGAAGAAGGUACAUUGGUCUAUCAUAGCUGGUGGGCAUGGAUAACACGUAUGCAACCCAAUCAUUAUCCGGACGAAGGAAGCUGUCAAGAUAUCAUUGGGCCCCAAGUAUCAUAUCUAUGGGAUGGACAAUUAUUACGCGUACCUCGUCAUGAUAGUGUACCUAUUCUGGAUCAACGUCGUAUGCUUGUACCCGUCGACACCCAUGAUUUGCAGCCUGUAGAUGAAUUGGAGCGUAUCAUGGGACAUCCAGCCUCCAGUGCACCAGGUGGGGAUGAGGUAAACACGGUGAUUGUUUAUAGUCCACCCAAUUUCAAGCGACGCUUGAUUGUUUUUGUGGGAUUUAUGUGGCUUACCACUAGUAUGGCAUUCUGUGCUAUGACAAUUUUACCUGUCAUGUUUGGAAGAUAUGUGUUUGAAGAGAUGUUGGGAGUACAUAACGAAGUGCAUGACAUUUAUUCGUUUGUGCUGGGAGGCACCUUGUUGUUAUUGGUAGGAGCAUUUAUAGCACAAUGCUAUAAAUCAAUGUGUGAGGUAAUGCGACAACCAACGUGGAACGACUUUUUUGCGGUGCUUUUUCAACAUGCAGAAAAAUGGACUUGUUGGAGUUUAAGAUGGACAUGGUUUAUCAUGUCUUUUGGUGUGGUAUUACCAUUGGUGUUUGGAGCGUUGAUUGAAUUAUAUUUUGUGUUACCGUUAAGACAACUGGGACAGGAUUCACCUACAGUGGAAGUGAUGCCAAUGUGGUCGCAUGGGUUUGCUUGUAUGGUAAUUUUUCACGGCUUGAUUCAAGUGGCACCUGAUGCCACUGCAAGAAAUUUGAUCAAUAAUGUGUUCCGAGGUGGUAUUGGAGAAAUGGAUGUGGUUGCUAGUUUUAAAAAGUUGUUGGGACCUUUACUUUUUGCAAGUGGAGUAGCUAUUUGUCUUCCUUUUGUGGUUGCGUAUGUCAAUAUGAAGGUGGUUGCUCGUACAAAUCCCGAAUUAAGAGUCAAGUUGGUUCAGGUUGCCUAUCCUACAGCAUUGAUUGGUAUCGGAACUUAUUACCUUAGUAAGAUGGGUUCACAACUCAAAAGAAGAUUAACUCAAACCAUUCGAGAAGAUAACUAUUUGGUCGGUAGAACAUUACAUAACCUUGAUCAUUAAGUAAAAAAAAAAAAAAGAAGAGAGAAAAAGAAAGAGAGAGAGAGACAUAUUCCCCCCAUCCCCUACACACUCAUGUAUAUUCCAUUUUUUUUGAAAAAAAUAAAAUAAAGUAAAAUUGUUUACAGCAGUAAUACA
Mucor mucedo is the source of this 3298-nucleotide messenger RNA. RefSeq lists its product as uncharacterized. The record is from RefSeq and is a predicted model, not a curated record. The coding region runs from base 128 to 3163 and encodes 1011 amino acids. NCBI's taxonomy places the organism in Eukaryota, Fungi, Mucoromycota, Mucoromycetes, Mucorales, Mucoraceae. The transcript is spliced from 4 exons. Gene Ontology annotation, cellular component: endoplasmic reticulum membrane.